AUGAAGGUCGCAGUAGCACUAGCUACCACUCUCCUGCUCGUCUCCAUAGCGACGAGAGCGCUAGCGGAUGGAGAGUGUAAUCCCGGCGACACGAAGAAGGAUGACUGCAACUCGUGCAUCUGUGCGAAGGGCGGCGUCUGGGCGUGCACACAGAUGGCCUGCCCCAAAGUACAGGACGAGUGUAAUCCCGGCGACACGAAGAAGGAUGACUGCAACUCGUGCAUCUGUGCGAAGGGCGGCGUCUGGGCGUGCACACAGAUGGCCUGCCCCAAAGUACAGGACGCAUGUACUCCGGGCGAAAGGAAGAAGAUUGACUGCAACUGGUGCACUUGUGUAAAAGGUGCAGGCUGGGCAUGCACCAAGAUAGCUUGUCCCACAGUCAAGGAAGUCCAAAUGAAAUGCGAGCCUGGCACUACUUUCAAAGAAGACUGCAACAUCUGCCUCUGUGGUUCGGACGGCCUCACAGCAGCCUGCACACUUAAAGAGUGUUCCGGUCGCAGGCGUCGCGAGGUGUCCUGCAAGCCGAAUACAACGUUCAAGGACGACUGCAACAUUUGUAAAUGCGGCCCAGAUGGCAAGAAUGCUGCGUGCACGUUCAUGUUGUGUCCGAAGCCAUAG
Messenger RNA from Schistocerca serialis cubense, 618 nucleotides. Its product is annotated as U-reduvitoxin-Pr21-like. Lineage: Eukaryota; Metazoa; Arthropoda; Insecta; Orthoptera; Acrididae. The record is from RefSeq and is a predicted model, not a curated record. Gene Ontology annotation, molecular function: peptidase inhibitor activity. The coding region runs from base 1 to 618 and encodes 205 amino acids. The transcript has 6 exons.